Molecule: messenger RNA, 1800 nt
Organism: Chinchilla lanigera (long-tailed chinchilla)
Lineage: Eukaryota; Metazoa; Chordata; Mammalia; Rodentia; Chinchillidae
Gene: Egln1
Product: egl-9 family hypoxia-inducible factor 1
Biological process (GO): peptidyl-proline hydroxylation to 4-hydroxy-L-proline; cellular response to hypoxia
Cellular component (GO): cytoplasm; nucleus
Molecular function (GO): L-ascorbic acid binding; ferrous iron binding; peptidyl-proline 4-dioxygenase activity
Source: RefSeq, a predicted model, not a curated record
CUGCCGCCCGGGGCCGGGCGCCCGGCCUGCUCCGCCAUGGCGAGUGACAGCGGCGGGCUCAGCGGGCCGAGCGCCAGCGAGCGCGAGCGCCAGUACUGCGAGCUGUGCGGGAAGAUGGAGAACCUGCUGCGCUGCGGCCGCUGCCGGAGCUCCUUCUACUGCUCCAAGGAGCACCAGCGCCGGGACUGGAAGAAGCACAAGCUCGUGUGCCAGAGCGGCGAGGCCGGGCCCAAAGGGGUUCCCGGGGCGGGGGGAGCGGCCCGGACAACGGCCGAGGCGCCCCCGGCACGGCACUCGCCGCGCCCCGAGCGCACCCUGCUGAGCUCCGGGGAGGCGCUGAGCCCUGGUGGCGGAGCCGGGCGACCGCGGCCCAACGGGCAGACGAAGCCGCUGCCCGCUCUGAAGCUGGCGCUGGAGUACAUCGUGCCGUGCAUGAACAAGCACGGCAUCUGCGUGGUGGACGAUUUCCUGGGCCGCGAGACGGGGCAGCAGAUCGGCGACGAGGUGCGCGCGCUGCACGACACCGGCAAGUUCACGGACGGGCAGCUGGUCAGCCAGAAGAGCGACUCGUCCAAGGACAUCCGAGGCGACCAGAUCACCUGGGUGGAGGGCAAGGAGCCCGGCUGCGAAACCAUCGGGCUGCUUAUGAGCAACAUGGACGACCUCAUCCGCCACUGCAAUGGGAAGCUGGGCAGCUACAAGAUCAACGGGCGCACGAAGGCCAUGGUUGCUUGUUACCCAGGCAAUGGAACAGGCUAUGUUCGUCACGUGGAUAAUCCAAAUGAAGAUGGAAGAUGUGUGACAUGUAUAUAUUAUCUAAAUAAAGACUGGGAUGCCAAGGUAAGUGGAGGUAUACUUCGAAUAUUUCCAGAAGGCAAAGCCCAGUUUGCUGACAUUGAACCCAAAUUUGAUAGACUGCUGUUUUUCUGGUCUGACCGUCGCAACCCUCAUGAAGUACAACCAGCAUAUGCCACAAGGUACGCAAUAACUGUUUGGUAUUUUGAUGCAGAUGAGCGAGCACGAGCUAAAGUAAAAUAUCUAACAGGUGAGAAAGGCGUGAGGGUGGAACUCAACAAGCCUUCAGAUUCAGUCAGUAAGGACGCCUAGCGUGGCUCGUGGCCCAGCAGCACUCCUCACUGAACUCUGGGCGCUGCCUGAUGGCACGUGACAUGAAGGACCGGGGCACGGCGGCAGCGGAGGGGGCUGGCCAGCGCUCCGCCAGGAGCAGGAGCGGCUUCCCACGUCUCACCGAGCAGAAGGCCGCCGCACGGCCAGCUGCGAGCUGGGAUUGCUGACAGGAAGAGGAGACGCUAUCGAAAGAAAAUGGCUGUUCUAUCUGGACCUGAAAUAAGUGCCCUACAUAGAACUUUUCAUUCUUAUAUUUUGCCAGAUCUGUCAUCUAGCUGAGUUCAUUUCAUGUCUUUUUUAUAUCAAAUUUGAAUUUGGGGUAAUUUUUGUAUGAUUAGGUACAAUUUAUCAAAACUGAAUUGAGAAAAAAAUUACAGUAUUAUUCCUCAAAAUAACAUCAAUCUAUUUUUGUAAACUUCGUACUAUUAAAUUUUGCCCUAAAAGACCUCUUACAAUGAUUGUUGCCAGUGACUGAUGACUAAUUUUCUUUUGACUUAAAGGAAAGGAGCACUUUAAGAACCAACUGAAAACCCAGAUUGUUUUGUCGUCCUGUCUUACACUAAUUGAACUCUUUAAAGAUUGCUGCUGUCAUUUUUUGACAUUGUUAAUAAUGAAACCUAAUAGUAAAACAGUCACCAUUGAUUGCUGAGUAAAAUGUUUUACAAGAAAAAA